UAUAGACACUGUAGUCCUUUAUCAAAAACAAUAAAACUAGUCUCAACAAGUUAUACUGUAGAUAGUUUAAAAGCGUCGCUAUCAGUAACACUACUAUAACCUACGCUGUACACACAGGAUCUACAGGAUAUCGCUAUUCAAUGAGCUCGCCGGAGGACAUACAGGCUGCUACUGGGUCGUCAAUGAGCUAACUGUUAGCUGCUUAGCAUAGCCUUUAAAGUACCGCUUGUUGUUGCUUAGCGACCUGAAUCCAGUGGCAGCAAAGAGCCAGCUAGCAUCGAGAGCACUAUUUAUUACUUACUGUAGCUCAGCUAACGUUACUCAUUAGUAAGAUAGACAGAAGACCAACGUAUAACUCAGUAGAUGAUGAGAACAGCGACUAAUGCCGUUUAGAUAACAUAUCCAUACCAAUGAGACUGGUCAAAUCUUCUUAAAAGGUGCUAAGCAGGAUGUUAAGUUUAGAUAAUGUUAACUAACUUUACCCGGAGCGAACCGUUCACCUGGUAUCCUCAUCAAACGAAAAUGGCUAGGUAACGUUAACUAACUAUUAAUGUUUGCAGUGAAAGGCAUGUUUUAAGUUUGGUAGUUACUGUUAACGUUAAGAUAGAAUAGCAGGAGAGAGCACAACAACUUUAUCAGUUUUCGUCGCUGACAUAACCAGGUGAAACAAACACCUAAGGUGUCAGUAUGCUUCAACUGAAGUGCUUGUCAGACGGUGGAAGAGUGUCUUGACAACCCCUCCCUCCACACCUUUCCAAGUGGCGCUCCAGAUCCAGACCGAGGUCCUAAUAGGCCCUGGGGUGAUCGCCAAAUCUGAACACAUUUGUUUAGGACCUGACAUCUGUUGCAACAUAAACUACACUACUACUCGGGUUACACUCCCCCGUCAGAUGGCGUUCUGCCUGGCUGAGUUGCACUUGUGGUCCACCAAGAGCUCACUCCAAGUCAAAGAUACAGAUAUUGGCACCUAUCAGUACUACGAUAAAGGAGAGCCAGUCAAUCCCCUGGAGCAUCAUUACUACAAUGAGAAACUCCAUUUCUGUGAAGCUCGAGGCUAUUCGUGGACCCCCAGGAACCGCCGACCGGAGAAGCUACGCGAUUCGCUGAAGGAGUUGGAGGAACUGUUGCAGACCAACACCUGCGUUCACACCAGAUGGAAGAAAAAGCAUUGCUGCCAGGUGAUGUUGAGCAGCGGAGUACUGGUGACCCUGACCCUAAAUGGACCACAGCUCGAACAAGUGUGUGUAGACCGCACCUUAGUGGGCCGACUACCAGCCAACACUGUGACUGAUGCGGUGCUGAGUGAUAGGAUGAUUCUGCUGUCCUUCCUGGAGCAAAGUCAAGUGGCCGCAGUCUAUCUCAACCAAAAGAACCAGGACUCACCCGAGACUGGCAGACGAACAGACAAACUCUCACCCUCUGAUAUCAAGGUGGUGUGUGUGGACGUGAGUGGGUGGGGUCGUAGGCUCCACAGACGUGUGGGUCUCAACCGUCUCCAGGACGUGGCGCUCUGCUGGUGGAACCUGGACGAGCCCGGUGAGGAGCUGUGGCCCUGGACUCCCAUAAACACGCACAGGAACAACCUGGUGCUGCUCAGAUGCUCACCUACUGAAGGCCUCAAGGUCCUUAGCUCUGUCCGGACAGAAGGCAAUCCCCUGGACUGCCGCUUCAGCCUGCUCCAGCCGUACCAGCUGCUAACGGUGGAGCUACCUGCAGGACCACAAGAAUUCAAAGAGGGGUCUUGGGCUGACGCCUGUGUGUAUGAAUGUGCACGAGAGCGCCUGCACCGCCUGUCUAUCACCCGCAUCCCGCUAUCGUCCCAUCCUGUCUCCUGCUCACGUCACCCCUAUGAGACCACACUUCUCCUGGGGUUAAGUGACUCCUCCCUAGUCCUGUAUGACCAGCGACGGGGGGUCUCUCUCCUGGCCUCCUGCCCUGUGCCACCCACCCUCCUUGCAUGGCAUCCUGCUGGGGCCAUGGUCAUGGUAGGGGCAGGGCAAGGGGAGCUGAUGUGCUUUGAUGUGGGCUUGGCACCUGUAAGCAUGGCACUGGUAGCAGAAGAGGUAGCUUCAGCUGCCACGCUAAGACUAGCUCAGCACCUGCGCUGUGGUGGAGGCCUGGAGGGACUGCACUGGGGGACCAGCCUGGAAGGAGGCCCAGAGGGGACUGAUAUCCUGAUGUUGGCCUUUCAUGGAGGACCACUAGCAGCCUUGAGGUUCAGACUAGGGGCUCUGACUGGUGGCCAGAUGGGCCCUGGGGAGCUUCUGCAGCAGCGGCUGCGUUGUGGCCAGGUCAGAGAGGCACUCGGCAUCCUGGAGGCCAUGGACUGGAGCAUCAUGGGAGAUAAGUGCUACCGAGGCCUGAGCUCGGUCACCAACCACCUGCUGAGGCUGGAGCUGAAUGCAGAAAGAGAGGCCCAACUAGAAGCGGCUCUGGGUGUGUUUUAUGCCCCACCUGCCCCUCUCUCCAAUAUGGUGAUACUUGAGUACAGAGAGCCAAUCAGCAAGUAUGCACGGCGCUUUUUUCACCACCUCCUCAGACACCAGCGCUUUGAGAAGGCCUUCCUCCUCGCUGUAGAUUUAAAAGCCAGCGAUUUAUUCAUGGACCUCCAUUAUGUUGCCAGCGAUAAGGGCGAGUUGGUGCUAGCGGAUGUGGCCAAGAGGAAAGCUAAUGAAAUCGAGGCCCAGGCCGUCGCAGGCAAUGAAGAUCCUCGGAGAGGCAGAAAUGUUGUGUUACGUGGUUCCAGCUUCACAGACAGACAGACAGACAGGAACCAGAGUGCAACCGGAUCUUCGUACCCAGGCACACCUACAACACAUGCUGAUGGGAGAGCCAAUCAGAGGAGACCACAGGCAGAGAGCAUAUGUGUGACCGUGAGCCCCGAUGUGUUCAGGACACUGAGACAAACAGGAACGUCAAACAGCCUCCAACAUCUUCUGUCAUUUGAUUUUGUUCUGCAGAAAGCAGUGAAGGUGACAGAGACAACAAGAAUGAAGAUGAAGACCCCGGGAUGCUUCACAUGGUCCAUUUGGGAAUGGUUUGAAAAAAAACUAGUAACAAGUAAGAUAUGAUAAGAACACUUUAUUAAUCCCAGUGGGACACGGGAGAGACACAACAACAUCUCACCAAUAACAGGCUCUCUUUGUCUGUACUUUUAUAUACCAAGAAGUCACUUACCUGUAUUACCUGGAUUGAAAUUCAAAUGCUUAUCAUUGUACAGUAGAUGAAUAUUUCUGAUAAAAGUGAAAUACUACUUGAGUAUUAAAUGUGAAUACAUUAGUUCUGUAUUACCAGUUUUAUCUGUAAUUUGUACAUAUUAGACCUGUUUUAGUAUAUCUGUGAAAUUUCAGUCAAGUUAAAUACACUGAGCAGCUCCACAGAGGUUAUUUUCUCUCUUAUUGAAGUCUAAACUAAAUGAACCUUAAAAGAAAACAGUUACACCAGGUUGCCUUUAAAAACAUGACAGAAAGUGUUUUAAACCUUGCCAUUAAUCAGCCUGAAAAAAUAAAGACUUCCAUUAUAUUUCCAUCACCACUGAUA
This is a messenger RNA of Dicentrarchus labrax (European seabass), 3540 nucleotides long. It is a transcript of the gene wdpcp, whose product is annotated as WD repeat containing planar cell polarity effector. Gene Ontology annotation, cellular component: axonemal basal plate. The transcript is spliced from 20 exons. Bases 891 to 3071 code for a protein of 726 amino acids. Gene Ontology annotation, molecular function: protein binding. The record is from RefSeq and is a predicted model, not a curated record. Lineage: Eukaryota; Metazoa; Chordata; Actinopteri; Moronidae. Gene Ontology annotation, biological process: establishment of protein localization; nervous system development; cilium organization.